Molecule: messenger RNA, 930 nt
Organism: Insectozyma verbasci
Lineage: Eukaryota; Fungi; Ascomycota; Pichiomycetes; Serinales; Debaryomycetaceae
Source: the annotation of a GenBank genome assembly
AUGACAAUUAACAAUAUAUUAAAUAAUACAACAAUUAAUAAUGACACUAGAAUAUCACAAUUAUACAAUACAAUUAAGCAGUUUAACAAAUUAGACUUAGUUCAAUUAGAUCCAUCUUCAUAUACAAAUGACCGAAAAUUUCAAUAUUUACUAAUAAUUAUUAAAUUUGAAUUCUUAUUAACUAAUUAUCCAGAUGAAAGUCAAUUAAUAGAUAAAUUAAAUAUAGAAUUAACUACUACAAAUAAUACAACAUCAACAUCAACAGGAGAUUAUUUAGAUACGUUUAUAAAAUUAAAAUCAUCAGAUUUAUUAACUGAUUAUCAAUUUUUAUAUACACAAGAACAACCAAAUUUAAUAAAUUUAAUUAAUAAAAAAAUUGUAAUUAUUAAUUCAAUUACUGAUAAAUCGUUAUCAUUAUCAAUUAUUUCAAGUAUACAAAUUAAAAUUUUACAAUUAUAUUUACUUUCAAACUUUGAUUUCAGGAAAAAACAAAUCAAAAAUUAUUUAAUUGAGAACCUAUCAGAAGAAUAUAAUGAAUAUUUGACAGAUUCUUCCCCAUUUGUAACUUUUGAACUUUUUCAAAGCUAUUGUACAGAUCAAUUUGGUUAUGGUAGUUUUUUUCAGAUUUUUCAUUCAGAUAUUUUAAUUUCAAAUUGGAUUGAGAAUAAUAUUGUGAAUUUGAAUAACUACUACAAGUCAAUUAAAAUUGAGACAAUUUAUAAGUUAUUAAAUAUUGAUACAGAUUUUAAUAUUGAAUCACUAUUAUUUAAAUUAAUUAUUGAACAGAAGUUGAGUAAUGGUUCAAAAAUUGAUCAAAUUAAUAAAAUAUUAAUAUUUGGUGAUGAAUUUGAAAAUAAAAGUAAUAAUAGUUUGAAUAAUCAUGUAAAGAAGAUUGGGAAAUUAGUUAAUGAAAUUUAUGUAAAUAUAUAA